Branchiostoma floridae (Florida lancelet) is the source of this 2586-nucleotide messenger RNA. RefSeq lists its product as uncharacterized. The coding region runs from base 1743 to 2585 and encodes 280 amino acids. The transcript is spliced from 2 exons. The record is from RefSeq and is a predicted model, not a curated record. NCBI's taxonomy places the organism in Eukaryota, Metazoa, Chordata, Leptocardii, Amphioxiformes, Branchiostomatidae.
CAGGAGUUAAGGAACGUUUCUUAUUUUUGCAGCGCAUUCCUGAGGCGGCCUGGGCCGAUGUCGUGAGGAGUUGUCGGCCCAGUUUGACGGUCACCUGAGCGCUGACGGACUUUCUUCUGAGACAUCAACCGGGUAGUGGGGUAAAAACGGUCGGGAACUAAUUAGACGCUGACAGAACCCGACACUGUACCAGAGUGUCCCACUCUGCUGUACAUACCGACGGGUAAAAAGCUAAGCAAUCCCGGGGUGACUAGUUUGAUAUCGAGGUAUUCCUGCAUUCCUCGCAGUCUUGCCCCGGAGACAGGGGGGACUUGAGCCCGAGAGGACCGGAAAAUUCGACUUCUUCCAGCCUUGGUCUCAAGUUCAGAGCGUGUCAUUGGCGGUGUCCUUCGGCGGGUCGCAGUCCACGGUCGGCUACAGGACGCACGUCUUGGAUCGUAAAGAAUCGGUGCCGCCUGGAGGUGAGGGGCAUUGCGCAGGGCCGCUUCAAGGCACAGUGGUGACCUCAGCAAGGUAGGUACCGGUUGUUUACAGAGCUCACCAUUUACACCGAUUCCUCGUGUCGUGGAGAACUGAUUUGAGGCGGACCAAGCAGGAGGUGGGCAGGCGUGUCUCUUACAGUCCGUGUGGUCACUUCAAGACAUUUUUUGUUGAGUCUUCAGACGGUGUGUUUCCCAGAGUCGUGUUACGUUUAAGCGACUCUAGGACAGAGACUCGACUAUUCUACCAUCCAGAGACACAGCGGCACAGUCUACCAACUGUUUGUAUGACUUACACAGGAGUCAAUUGAUCUAUGGAGUGUGGAGGCGUGGUAGCGCGUGUGCUCGAUUGUCUGUCCUGACCGUUUAGUCUCAGCACUUGAGCGGGCUGGCACAAAAACUUUUCACUCUAACGCGGAUGUCCAGAGGACAGGACUCAAGCUAAAGUCAACGAGUUACAAUCAAUCAACUCCGUGCGUUUCCGAACUUCAACACCCUGCCGUGUGUACGAGACUGAUAUUUCUCCAGCGGUUCCUGGAACGAGGUACUGGUUGUGUUUGUGUCGUCUGAUUUUUUUUUACUUCCCUCGUCGUAAGGCUUAUCGCUCCGGCACAAGUUUCCUCAUCGCGUGACGAUUCAUAUUUCACGGGGAACCUUGGAUGGAAAUCACGGUCUGUAGGCACUUGGGACUGUUGAUGUAAACUUCACCUCCAAAGUUUGGGACUCCUUUUCAAGUCCAAGGCCAAAUGAAGUGAGUUUCCGUUUCUUAUACAUUUCGCAGCAAGCCGUCGGCGCCAAGUAGUAUUCUCCAACGUUCAGUCUAUCGUAUGACAUUUUAGGUUUAUUUGAUUAUAUACGAAAUUUCACAGACUUAAACGUUAUUAGGAAAGUCUCUCGGUCUCCUCUGGGAGUGCUUUAGUCUUUAGCACGGACACCGUUCAUGUUUGGGUAACCUUAAGACCCCAUUAACGAGGGUAAGGAUCCUGAAUGACCGAUUGUCUCACAGCGGGAGCAUCAUGGGACGUGCGGGUAUGAUUUCACUUUAAUAGGAAGUCUUUCACAAGUGGAGGGCUCCGUGAGACGAUGCAAUCUUAUCAAGAGAGGAGGUAAUGAAUGAGGAGUGAAAACGCCUGCAAGGUUUAGUACCGAACCAGAUUUAACUGUGGCUUCACGCGUAGGAGGAAUUUAGGACUUUGACUCAAAUCUGGAGCUGCUUUAUCAACCAUUUGAACUGUGCUAGACAGACAGAAGUAGAAAGCCACAAUGAAGGUGCGUCGUACGUCCACCCUUUUCGUCUUGGGUCUGAUCGUGCUUCUCGGUCUACUACACCCGACGGUGUCCGAGGAGAUCCGAACGGCGGGACGCAUGGAGGACAACCGGUGCAUCUGCACCUUCAUCCCGCCGUACAUCGCCGCGGACUCCCCGCGGUCCAACUCCGUGCAGUGCCCCGCCGGAAGCACCGAGGACGUCCCGUUCCUGAAGCGGGAAAUGGAGUUCCUGCAGCAGCAUCACAUCGCCAACCGCAAGCAGCUCAACUUCCAGACGGAACGUCUCCAGAACGUGUCCGUGCACAUCUGGCGCCUGGAGGAACGGUACAGGGAGAGACUGGGCCAGCAGAGAACCUGGGAGGUGAGACUCCUCUCCCUCAUCGAGGAAAAUAAGCAACUGCGAGGAGCCGUCUUUAAACAGGACGAGAAUCUGAAGCUCGUGACUUCCAGGCUGGAAUCCAUGACCAGGGAGUUGACGUAUUUACGCGACUUGAACUGGAGAAUCCAGUUUCGGGUCCAGCAGGAAUCCUUGAAGAACAAGAUGUACCGGCAGACGGUGGAGGAGAUACGGAAGAGGCUAUUCGCGGCGGAGGGGGACGUAGGGGAGUUCCUGUGGGCUCUGACGAGAGUGUUGGCAACCAUGCCGCUGUCAGCGCGCCAAAAGUUGCACGAGAUGGUGGCGUUGGCGCAGACGACACCGACCGAGGAGCCCGAAAAGGCGGGAAAACCGAACGCUUCCUGGGAGCCCAUCCCGACUGAUCCCACCGAGGAGGAGAGAGAGUUCGUCGCUACACCAAAACCACGGAGGCGCUCCGUGAAGAAAAUGCCAGGCACGUAGA